Trichobilharzia regenti is the source of this 3590-nucleotide messenger RNA. NCBI's taxonomy places the organism in Eukaryota, Metazoa, Platyhelminthes, Trematoda, Strigeidida, Schistosomatidae. The record is from the annotation of a GenBank genome assembly.
ACCAUUAUCGGGUAGAAUACGCAUGCAUAUAGACCAAAGCAAAUCUGAUUGGGUGUUUAAAUUUGACCAAUCCAAAAUUAGUAUGGCUGAAAGGGCAAAUAAAUAUUGUAAGUUCACGUUAAUUACGUGAAAUAUGCAAAAGCUGAAUUCGUUAAUUGUGGUUAUUAAGUGUCUCAUAUACUAAAGUAGUCCUGUACAAAUCUUUAAGAUUCUGAACGAAAGUUAUCUGACUAGAAAUUGUUUAAUUGACUGAUAUGUUCCGUUUGCAAAUAUUGACGGAAGGAAUUAUAAUUAAAAUAAAAACUUCUAACGUGAUAUUCUAAUACUCAACACUGAUUCGGAUUUAUUUAUUGUCCUGCAUAACAUUCAUUUGUGAUCCUGUCCUUUCAAUGGAUUCUUAGUUAUUUCUUCUGAUACGUAUCUUCACUCUGGAGAACUUACUCCUUGUAAUUGCGUCUUGACGAGGUAGCUAGUACUUCAGCUGUAAAAAGUAACAAUAUAACUUCAAAUGUAAAUAUACUUUAUUAAUAAUUCUCACAAAUCAAAAUAGAAAUGCGUUCAGUAUUUACAAAAAAACCAAAAAUGAAAUUAAAUUCGAAAUCAAAAGUUGAGUUGAAUGCAAAAGAAAAUGAGUCAGUAUUACCUUCCGAAGAGAAAACUUUGUUAGAGGAACAAAAUGAAGAAUUACGAGAUAAAUAUUCAUUUAAACGUAAAGAUGAAAAAAAGAAACCACGCUCAGGUAGCAUGACAUCUUCAUCUUCAGAAGUAUAUAUACGCCGUGGAUUAGGUGUAUCAGUUACUUUUGAAUCUACUCUACCCACACAAAUAUGGCAAGCGUCACCAAGUCCCUCACCACCGUUAAGUGAGAAGAUGAAAAAUGAUACAAAAGGUGUGUACAAAAACUGUGCUUCUGGUUCUUCUAAUCAAAAAUGGAAUUCAGAAGGAUCAAAUACAAGAAUUCGGAUGAGUAAACAAAGUUUUCAUGGCAGCUUAAAUAAUAUUGAUGAAUUGGAUGAUAGUAGUGAUGAGACAAAUCCAUCUGGCUUAAGUUAUCCAUCCUUAAGUAGUUGUACAAGCAGUGAUGAAACAACAACUAGUCAGGAAAGAUUGAAUCAUCCCCUAGGUAGCAGUACAUCUGAUAGUAGCUCCAGUCUAGAUUUACACGUAAUACAGAAUAACGGACCACAUUCCAAACGGCGAAGUAGUGAAAGGCAUCAUAAAAAUAAAAAAGAUAAAGAAGAUGAACGAUAUAAGAGUCGUAGAGCGGUCAAUGAAAAACGCCGCCAAUAUACAACCCAAAGUUUGAGCAGUAGUAGCACAAGCAGUGAAGAAGAUUUAGAAGCUUUCGGAUGGGAUGAGAAGACUAUUUCUGCUCUCACAAACAGAAGUAAAUGUAACAAACAAUGUUCAAUAUUUCCCUCAAACGGGAAGUUUGAUUUGCGUUCUAAGAAUGUAAACGAUUGUUUGGCGAGUCCGAAAAGGUUACCACAAGGUCAAAGAAUGGAUUUACGCUGGAAACCAGAUGCAGGACUGGCGAAAUUAAAACUCUCCUCCCCUGUUAGAAUAUGUAAUCAAUUUCAUGUAGAUACACCUGUUAUUCAUCCCCAAACCUGCAUAUUAUCUCGAAGACUAAACCCUUUGAUUCAAUCUAGUUCGCCUAAUGCAGCAAAUAUAAAAUCACACCCCAUAGUACCCAACAGUAGUUACGCACAUAAUUCUCUUAAUAAUAAUGAACUGCUAGCAGUUGUUAAUACUGAUUUUCGUCCAUCAGCAGAAUGGAAAGAAAGGUACAAAUUAUUAAGUGUUCGUCAAGGAGAGUAUGUUUGCGUUCUAAAUCACAACCUACAAAGUUCAACAAACAACGGUGCUGUGGAUGAUAAAACCAAAUAUACGGGAAUCCAACAGAAAGUAAUGUUUCCUUUGACAGAAAAUAACUUUUGGUUCUAUGUACGUCGGUGGUGUGUUGACCACUUAGUGGCCACAGGAACACCAGGGUAUAUUCCUCGUCAAACCUGUAGGGUUUUGUCGAACUGCGAAAUUAGUAGUCUGAGGUGUUCAAGUCAGAAGGCAAGAACGCCGUGGGAUAGAGCCUCCAAUGCCCACUUUGUAUCAAUGACUGAUCCUCAAAUUAGUGAGAGUUCCAGCUCAAAGAAUGGAGUCAUGCAAGCAAAUAAUGAAUUUAGACCACCGCAACCAACAACAAAUAAAGAGUUAACAAAUAGAAACCCACAUACCAACGCAACGUGUCCAAAUCAAGUUGGUAUGGUAUUUAGCACACAAAUAGACAGACGAAAUCCUGUCUAUUCAUUGCAAAAUUUCACACCAGACACAUCAGCAAACUUCCUACCACCUCCGCCACCGGGUUUCGGUUCUGGUGCAUCAAUUGGUUCUGAAACAGAGGAUAAAGACUCCGGAAGGGGCCCGAGUUCUGGCUCAGAAUGGGGUAGUGGCCGUGGGGGUAGUUCAAAUAUUACAUUAGACAGAUCUGUAGUCGAACAUACUUCAAGUGAAAUAGGAUUAGACUUCCAGGGAUCACAGCAGAAUAGGCGUUCGAGAAAUGUUAAAAGUGCAGAAGAAUCUCAACUCGGUUGGUAUGCUCCAACAGGACUAGCAUGGUCUGAGCGGGGUUUCCACGAAGGAGAAGAAUCAUUAUCACGUGACUCAGCAUUUCAAAGUCCUAACACAGACAACUUAACACCACCAGUACAUAUGAAAGAUGUUAAUCAAAAUCUCCCCACACAGCAAACGUAUCCACCAUCCGCAAUAACACUGACCACUAUUACUGGAAACACUCCAGUUCUAGAGAUGAGACACAAUGGUACUCCAACAUUAUGUGCUCGAGGAGUCCCCUUGGCAAUAAGUACAAACGGACCUGACAGUUUAGCUACAAGUACAACCACUUGUGCUACAGUAGUUGACAUAAGAGAAAUACAAGACGACAACUUAAAUAAUAUGAAGACUGGUCCAUCGACAAAAUAUCGAGUACCCACCCCAGAUCCUUCAUGUUGGGAACCUUAUAAAACGGUGAUUCAUGUUAAUGAAACUAGUCUUGAGAAAUUUACCCUUGUGUAAAUAAACAAAGCAAAACUUUUGCCUUACCAAACAAGAAUUUUCAGAGUAUAAUUACCCCUCUCACGAUUCCUAAGCAGUGAGGAAUAACGAGUCUUAUUUACCUUUUAUCUUCUAAUAGUUGAUUGCAGCAACAGAAUAACGACAACCAAACAAGUAAAUCGGAAGCACUUUUAUUGAUUUCAAGUAAAUCACUUUCAUUAUUACUUAUCUAUCUAAUUUGUACUUGAAAACUUCUACUGAUCUAUAGAUCAUAUGUAAAUAAACUUCUCCUAUCUUCUUUUUUCAAUAAUACAAAUUUCCAGUUCGAGUGAAUUAUCAAGUGUAAAAUUUGAAAUUAUAUAUAAAAGCUGCAAACCAUUAUUGUGUUGUUGUUCUUUGGGAUAUAUGGUAUAGUUUUUGGCGCGUUCCUUCCCAACCAAGCUUCUUUACGACGUUCUAAAUUACCGUAAAGUGUAAACAAGGAAACGAACAACUUUCUAUUAAAGUAAGCCGUAGGGUGAUAAGCGCACAAAUUGCCA